This is a messenger RNA of Xyrichtys novacula (pearly razorfish), 8438 nucleotides long. NCBI's taxonomy places the organism in Eukaryota, Metazoa, Chordata, Actinopteri, Labriformes, Labridae. The record is from the annotation of a GenBank genome assembly.
GUUGUUUGAAUUCAGUGAUUUCUAUCGGAGCCAGAUAAACUGGAGUACAGCACCAGCAGCAGCAGCAGUAGUGUGUUUGUGUGUGUAUAUCUGUAUGUGUGUGAGUGUCACAGGAUCAAAUAUUUCCUCCUCAAGUCUCACAUUUUUGGGUCAAAAUGCAUCCGGUCAGAGUGUCGAUCCCGUCGUUUCGUUCAGAAAACAACUCGAUGGAGAAAGGAUACACGGUGAGCAGCUUCAGUAAUAAUAACCUCUGUCUGUCUGCAUGUCUCUGUGUGUGUGUGUCUGUCUGUGUGUGUGUGUCUGUCUGCUGCUUCUGUCGACAGUUUUAGCUCAGGUCUUAUUUCUGUACUCUUGAAAUAACUUCAGACUGCUGAAUGUCGAGGCUUGUUUACUGUAAAUGUCGCUGAGGUUAGUGUCUUUCUGGUCAGAGCAGUCUCAUUCAGCCCUAAUAAGCUCCCUUUGACUUUUCAAUAACAACUAUGUCAGUGUGUGAAUGAAUAAAACCAGUCACAUUGUGAGAACAGAGAAAACUUAAGAUCUGUAUUUAAAAAAAAUGUUUUGUUUUAAUCAUUACGACAUGUAUUAAGAACUACAGGGUUUGUUUUUCAACCCACGCACAACAGAUGAGACAUGAAUCCCAGCUGACUGAUACAAACAGAUGAGACUCAGUCAAGUUUUCUCUAUGAAUAUGUAGAGAAACUCAUACUAAAUUUGAAGUUAUUUUAAUGUAAAUGUGUAUAUUACCUAUUAAACAGGGCAUUGAUCAUAGAACUGUUUACAGCUCAUGCACACAGAUAUAGUUCACUGUAUAGUCUGGGUCAACCUGAAAGGGGAAAACUGGAGCUACAAUUUCCUUCUGAAUUCAAGAUUUCAAGAUUUGUGUGUAUUUGUCCUGUUAAUGUUAGACAAGGUCAACAGUGAAAUGAAAUGCCCUGGAUGGGAGGACCGCUCGACUCAAAGGGGUACAGAUAAAACACACAAUAGCACUGAAGGAAUACGAUAAAAUAAAAUCAAUGUCCGAACCCUAAUGUGUCUAUAUCUACCAUGUUCGCACAGAUUUUCUUGCCCCCUCUGUCUUGAAUUAGAAAUUUUAAACAUACAGAUGUAAAAGUUGUCAUCACUCAAUCUAACUCUUAGCAAGAAAAUCUACAGAAAUGUUGAACUAUUCCUUUUCACUCUUACAUUUCCUUUUAUAAGCGGAGUCAGCAGUUUGUAGUGCAUGGAAGUGACACAAGAAAACUGAACUUGUAUAAUGAGGCCGACAUAGAUGCUGUAUUUAAUGCCUUAUUCACUGUAAAAGAUUAAAAAUAUGUUUUUUUUUUUUUAAGAAAGUCUGUAUUUUUUCAUAAUUUCUUCGUCUUCUCAUUUUGGACAGAAUUUCUUGGUUUUUAUUUGUCUCAAACAUAAAACAUGCAUUAAAAACAAACAGGACGUGUAAUGGAAAAUUAAUGAAUUUCUUUAAACUGAAUACUUUUCUGUCUGUCUUUGGACAUGCAGUCUGUGUUUAUGUCACCGGAGUUGCAUAAAAAUGCUGCUGUCAUUAAAGAGAACAUUUUCAAGUUGUACACAAUACUGAUAAAGAUGACAGCACGUGUUGCUUAUUGGUGUCUCUUACAGAAGAAUUCAGCUGAGUGAGGGAAGUAAACGUCUUUUGGAAGACAUAUCAGUUUUGCUGAGUAGUGCCAACAGAUGUUUCCCCCUGGAAACUUGCUGACAUGGACUAAAACUGUCGGCUUCACAGGAAGGGGACAUAUGUGGUGACAGGACUCUAACGCUGGAGCAUAAAUUCUCAGUUUUUCCUCUUUUGUUUUUCCUCUGUUGCAGGUCUUUAAGAUUGAUGUGCUGAUGAACGGCAGACAACACAGUGUUGAGAAACGCUACAGUGAAUUCCACGCUUUGCAUAAAAUGGUGAGACUGAGUGCUUCCUCAAAAUUUAUGUAAAUACAAAGUUCUCUUUUUUUAUGCCAUGAUAGAUAAGGUCAUGUUUACAAUUAAAGGGGUUAAAGGAGACUGUAUGUUAGGGCUGGGUGAUAUGGGAAAAGUUUAUCACGAUAUAUCUUUUUCAUAUCAGUCAAUAUCGAUACAUAUCACUAUAUAAAAAAUGAAAUUUAAGAGUGCUUAUAGGGAUCAUGUCUUUUGCGAUACAAUAAGCUUCUGCAUCUGUGAGGUCUUUGUAUCUCUUAGAUGUUUCGUCAUAAGGCGUUGCGCUAGAGAAAGCGGACCGAUUGGUUGGCUGUUUCGGCUGCACGGGCGCCAUGAGCUCCUUGCUCCGCUCGGGGUUUGUAACCUUUUGCAUUGCACAGGCUCCGCCGCGUGGCGCUGCUUCAGUGAUUUGAGGUAUUCCCCGACUUUGCGAGAACAUGUACUUGACAUAAUUUGCAGUGCACACUACUCUGCUUCAUGUCCAACCUCAAAAUAAAACAAAAUACCUCCACACCACCGAUAUUUUCAUGCCAGUGUUGUCAACGAUGUCAUCACCUGUUGAGCCUUCAUCUGCAUUUCUGCCGGGGGUAACGCUCAUUUUCUUUUUUUCUCACUGACAGUGCUGUCGGCUUCACGUGUUAAAGCGCUAUAGUUGCGUGUAGCUGCAGCCUGUGACGACGCAGCUGUUUGCUACUUGGUUCUAAUUCAGUGCAUGAUUGGUUCAGCGACCCGGAGCAACUCCCCUUUUCAUUGGCUGUUCGUAACAUGGCAGUAUGCUGACAAUUGAUAAAGAUAUAGACCAUGUUUUAUAUUAAUAUUUAGAAAAAUUAAUUUUUCGAUAUGUAGCGUUACCGUUUUAUCGCCCAGCCCUACUGUAUGUAUUUUCCAAUGAAGCAAAUCCAUGAUCUUUUUUCCUCUGGACUUCGACUGCAUUAGGAUAUAAUCACAUAAGAGCUUGUAGUCCAAAUCAAACUAUUAAUUCAUUUUCUAAUAUAAGCUCAUCACCAAAGGUGUCACUGGUAUGGACAGUUUUUUGUCAAAUAAGGUCAUUAGAGGUGGACUUUUGAUGGACCUCCACCUAAAAAUUACGAGAUUUUAUUAACUGAGCAAUUAAUUUCUUACCAAGAGAAAAAAACAACAACAUGUAUUUAAUAAUAAUUGAAGGCAGCGGUUCUAUCCUCUUAACCAAAUACAACUCUCUGUUGCCCGCUUGUGCAUUACAGACACAACACAUACAGUACAGUCCAACACAAUACAUUUUUAAUGAGCUCCUUGGUGGUUAACCACACUGACCAUACUUGUUUGAUUGAGGUUGAGGUUUCACACUGCAGUUCCUCUUGUUGUUGUUCUGAAAGAUGAUCUGAAUUCACUCUGAUUUCAGUUCAUGUUGGGAGUAAACAGUAAAAUGAACGACGGCUGAAGUACAAUUAGCUGUGUCAUCCUGGUACCGCUCAUGCCACCGCUCUGUCAGAGUGUCUUAUCAGGACACUUCUGAAUAGAAUGGAGCCAUUAUUAUCAUCAAACAGCUGACUAGACUCUUUAGUCAAACCCGGUUACUUUUUCUCUUGUUGAUUUCAAUCAUGCAUUCGGAAUAACAAGCUGAGAUCUGUUCGUCCUGAACGCCUCCUCUCCUUCGUAUCAGUCCAAGCAAGAAAGAGACGCCUGUCUGUCAGCGUCCGUCCUAUCCCUGCAUGCCCUCAUGUGUGGGUGUGGGGAAGUAAGGAUGCUUGGUGGGGACAAAACUAUGGCGUUCAGUGGAUAUUAGCGAAGGUGUUGAAGAAAAGAAGAAGCAUUGCAUUUUACGGUACAGAGAGGGUCCCUGUCAUGACAGGCUGCUUCAGAAUCACAGGGAAAUAACGUCCGUGCUCUCAGCUGCACAAAUCGUCGUGUCUACUGUGAUUAUGGUGGACGUUCUGGGUGGUUGUAGAUUUUUAUGCAUCCCAGCUGUGUGCCAUGGGGGACAGUUUAAGUCUAGACCAAAAUACCCAGUAAUGUGGGAUAACUUUGUACAGACAUUCAUGGUGCCUUGGAGCUGCAAUCACAGAUAUAAACUCUUGUUUUUUCUUCCUGUUUGAUCUGUUAGAUACAUUUUUAUGUCUUAAUGAUGUUUUUCAAUCCCCUCUAGCUAAAGAAGAGCAUAAAGCCACCUGAGAUCCCCUCAAAACACGUUAGAAACUGGGUUCCCAAAGUUCUGGAGCAGAGGAGGCAGGGUCUGGAGCUCUACCUACAGGUACUCUGACAGAUCGCACUUUAAUCCACCUGAUGGGACUGAUUUUCCACCAUGCACACAAACUCAGUACAGAUGUAAAAGGACUAAAGACACUCAAAAGUUUCCACAAGAGAAAAAAGUCACGGAGGUCACUUGCGUUGUGUGCAGCUGCGUCUUGUGCACGUUGUAAUUUGCUUUUGUUUUGUCUGUUUUUUCUUUUUUUUUCCAGACUAUAAUUAUGGAAAAUGGGGUUCUUCCAAAGAUAUUCCUGGAUUUCCUUAACAUUCGCCAUUUCCCCUCGGUGCCAAAAACGGAAAGCUGCGGGUGAGUCGGAAACCACACUGUUUCCAUAAGAUAGAAUCAAAUAGAAAUGUGUUUUUCUGCAGGAAAUGCAGGACCUGUUAACCCCAGACCGCUGGCUUAAUCUAGAUUUUUCCUCUUUCAGGUCUUUCGACACUGAAUCAGAGGAAUCUAGGUGAGACAUUCCUGUAAUUUUUCAGCAGCUAUUUGAAUCUGUUACAUACGAACAGCACUUCAUCACCAUUUGUUCUGCAUGUUAGUGGGAUCAACUACACUUCUCCAUCCUGUUAAUUCAUUUAUAGCGUACAGUCACCCACACGCGCUCUGACUUCUUCUUUUUUGAACUGUUUUCAGUAAACUUUCACAUCAGCCAGUUCUGCUGUUUCUGAGAGACCCUUUCCUGUUGCCAUCUGCACAUGGUGAGUUCAGGUUACUUCAUUUUAAAAUCAUAAUAUCUCUCCUCGUCCUCUAUUCAGUCGUUUUAAAAUGGUAAAUCUACAUCAUGGUACAUUACUCUGCAAACAGUAAGCUAAACCUCUUUUUUAUAUAACUUUCUUACUUUUUUAAAGUUUCUCUCUUGUUCACUUUCAGACACGUUUGCGAAUGUUGUGAUUGAGGGUGUGGUGCACGGAGUUUUCUACCCAGAUCUUCAGCCAAGGUAGAGCUGCAGAGACGACUCUGAAGGCAUCCCACUACAAACGGAUGCUUCAUAUUUCUGCACCAUUUUUAGGUGUUCAUCAGCAAGGGCGUAACAUGUUACAGUAAAACUCUGAACCCCGUUAGUGUAGUCAAAAAUGGCAUUCAUGCGUCGUAAAUCUAAAGGGAUGAAAAACUUGAACUUAACCUUUAAUGCUCUUCUUUUGAAAAUAAAUGUGAGACACUCGUUUAAAAAGGUAAUGAGCCUUUUAAGUCCCGCAAAGAUGAUCAUUUUUGUCAUGUGUGCGUUAUUUACUCUGGUUUGUACACAAUUUUUUAUUUUUUAUUUUUUUUUAAUUUAACAACAGAACAGAGUGACGACAACAACAGAAACAACAACAAAAAGAUUAAAAAUUAAAAAUUUACAAAAAUACUUUUGUGAGGGAGGGGAGGGGGAAAGAAUUUAUAUAAUAUGUAAUAGAGAAUUUAAAAAGAAAGGAAAAAAAAUCUUAAUUGGAUUACAUUGGAAUAUCUAUAUAAUAAUAAUAAUAAUAAUAAUAAUAAUGCACACAUGAUAUGAACUCGUGGGACUUAAAAGGCUCUGAAAAGAUAUUUUAAAUAAACGGUAUCAUCAGCACUGACAUGUAACUUCAAACUAAAACACCAAGCUCAAACUUUGUAAUAUUUUAAUGUUAUUUACUACAUUUAAAAAAAUAGCAAAAAUGAGUGAAUAUCUGGAGAGUGAAGUAAGUGGCGGAUCAAUGUAGAGAAGAGUUCUGACAGUCCUCUUAAGUCUCUGUUUGGCCAGUGGGAUAGCAGCUGUUGAAAAACCAAAAAGGAAACGCUGAUGACAGCUGGACUGAAGGAUUGUUUGCAGAAAAACAAAGAGGGUGCUGGUUAGUAGAGCGUAGAGCUGGAUUACGGCCCCUCCCUGUGUCCCACUGUGGUUGUCGAGUUUGCUCUAGGUUGCGGUGAGGGAGAGUUUCAAAGGUUUUCUUUCCGGAGGAGUCGACAGCUUUAAUCCAAAUGUAAAAAUGAUUGAGCUUUGGUCGUAGCUCCAAGCAGUGUUGUGAUGUGGACCUACUUUGGUAUUUAGAUGUUUGUGAAGGAGUGCUCGCUGUGGUUGAGACAGCUCUGUGGGGCUACAGCGAGGUCAGGUGAUCAGCAUGAGGCAGUUUGAAACAAAAGCCAGGAGGAAAGAAACACAGCACAACUUAAAAGUGACGGUAGAUAUAUUGGCGGAGGAGCGUAAUGUAAUCAAUUUAAGAGGGCAGAGUAAUUCAAAGUUUAGCAUUAGCACUCUUUAGCGCUGCCUUUACACUAUCAAACUCACAGUAGUUACUGAAUUAUAUCACUUUAAUGAAGGCAACUAUUAACUUUUUUCUUUUGCUGGAACCUACGUUACCCAAAAUGCAACAGUUUGGUGAGCUUACGGUGGCGGCUAAUGUAACCUUUAGCUGCGAGGCUGAUGAGGAUGAUGAUGAUGAUGAUGGUGAGCAUGCAACUAAUUUUGUUUCACUUCAUACCAGCAGAUCAUUUCAUUGACGUUGUCAGCCCAAACCAACCCUGACUCACUCCUGACAUGACUUGAAAGCAGAUGAUUGAAUUGAGCUACAAAAGGCUUUCGCACCAGUUAUCUUUCUUUUUUUUUAGGACCUUAAACCUGACUUUGAUGUUUGAAAUCUUGAGUUCACAUUAAGACAGGCUUAGGGAUGAAUUCAGAGCUCUUUUAUGUGGCGGACAAUGAAAUAGAUCAAAACGAUCAUAAAAAAAAAAAGAAAAAGCAGAAGUCCUGAUUUGGAGGAAAUGACUCUGUAAAGGCCAGCGUUUAACACUAACACCAGUAAUGCUUUAUUUAACCUUCAUCUACAUAUUCUGCAGAGCGUCAGUGAAUCAUUCAGUCGAGGAAUAGUCACUCAGCACCAAAAGGGAUUUUGUUGAGAGAUGAGAGAUGGUGAUUCUAAGGACUUCAAACCAGUAAAACUGUGCAAUAUCCAUUUAAAGAAAGCAGACUGUCGUUAAAUUGUUCUUUGUGAAUGAACUCUGCUACAGUGCUAACUCAUCCCCUGUUGGAGGACUUGUUGCUUUUGUGAAACAUCAUGUUACAUAUCAGUUAUUUAUAUAUAACACUUACAGAUGACCGGCCCUCCACUACAGCUACAGCACAGAGACUGUCUGCUACAUAUUUAUACUGAACUAAAUGUAUCCUGAUGAAUUAACCUCAACUAAGCAGAUCAUGAUUCUGUAUUUUAACAGUAAAUCAUUUCAUCGAGAUCCAUCAUGUAGAUUUUUAUGUAUUAUUUGUAUGUAUUGUUAAAUAUUGCACUGUUUAAAUGUGUCUCUAUGUGCCAUAGUGUGAAUCUACAGUGAACACUGAAACUGUAGCACUUUAAGAGGAGCGACAUGUAAAAUACUGACACCAAUAAAAUUCAUUAUUUCCACACAUCUGAGAGCUCAAGUUUAUUUUUAAUUAAAAAAAAAAAUGGAAUGAAUUGAAAGACGAUCUCUUUGUUAUAAAAGGAAUAAAAAAAAUGCAUCGAUUUAUACAAGCGAAAGUUUGCUUCGUCUGGCUUUCUCACAUUAGAGGGUUUGCAUGAAAGAUCAGAGAAAAACUCCACACAUCCUACUGUGUAUUUAUAAAAUCCGAGCACAGGGGAUAAAUAGCAGCUGCAGGUUAUUUGCCAACCUGAUCGAGUACAUGUCACUCUAAUUUCUGAAUUCAGUAACAGGCUUGUUUGUUGUUUUCAUUCAAGACAAAAUGGAAUAUUCAAGUCCCGCGUAAGUGUUAUCAAAUUGUACCUGCACAUCAAAAGCAGAGCUAAUCUGUCACACAGCAUUUUUAAAUUGAAGAUCAAUGUCUUCAUAUUUGUUUUAGGUCAAACCACCCGGCCUGUAAUUGCACUGUAAAAUGUUUCCAGGUGAAAUUAAGCAAGAAACGUCAUCUUGCUCAGCAAAGCAGUGCACUUCUGUGAACAUACAGUAUCGAUGUGGUGCUGCUGAAGCUAACAGAAACAUGUCCUCUGCAUAAAUUCAGAUUCAUGAACAAAAGCUUAAAAAAAUACUGGCUUCCAAAAUUGCUCUGAAGCAUAGAAAAUUAAAAAAGUCCUUUGAUAACCGCAGGGUCGUCCCAGUAACAGUCCAGUAGUAACGACACACACGUGAGUAUGUAAUCCAGCACCUGCAGGUGAUUCAAAAGAAGUAUGUCUGCUUCCAGCGGCGUCUUUAAAGUUCCCCAUGACCAACUUCAUCUUUCAGCCGUUCGUCCUGGCUGCCAUCUGCCUGAGGCGCUUUCAUGUUGGCGAACUCAACCUCUCUGGUCAGCUGUUCAAGAGGAGGGAGACCCACCGCCAGGUUUCUCAUAGCGAUGGCU